AUGAUCGGAGGAGUGAUGGCACAGAGUGGAGGAGAGUUUAUUCAUCCACAUGGGCAUCAUCAUGAUCAUUACAAGGUUCUAAAUCAUAGUGUGGCUCUACUUUUUGAGGGAAGAGAAAAGGAAUCCUUCUUUUCCAUUCCAGAGGAAAGAACCAAGCUGAUUGCCAUGAUUAAACCAGAACUUGAAAUUCAUACUGAUGUUUAUGAUAUUUAUAUUAGGACAACUUUGUAUUCAUAUAUUGCUUUCACAAUAUCUUAUUUGGUGUUGAGAAUGAUUAUUGUUCCGAGCUUGUUAAAGUUGCUUGGAAAGAGUUAUGUUGAAUAUUUUCAAAAGAGUGUUACACCAUACGAAAAGGCACAUCACAGUCAAGUUGCCCUAAGCUUUGCUCAUGCCAUUAUUGCAACUGUUGGAUCAUAUUAUUGUACUAUUCAUAUUUAUGGAAUGGAUUUGUUGAAUUUUGCAUUGCAAAAUGCAUACAAUCAACCAUUCGAUUUGGAGAUUUUCAAAACUAGACAUUGGUUCUUGGCAAUUACAUUGGGAUACUUUAUUGCUGAUUUGACAUUUUACUUUUUCAAUCACUUUCAUCCAUUCUCUCCGAACGAUCAAAAUUCCCUUUCACAUGUUCUUGGUGUCAUGAUUAAGCAAGCAUUCAGUUUGGAUUUGCUUCAUCACUAUAUCAGUUGCUUGGCUUACGUUUACUUCUUCUCGAUCAAUGUUGGAAGCUUUUUGAUCAUUUCAUUCGAGAUUAAUGAAAUUAGUACACCAUUCUUACAUGUGAGAUAUUAUGCUAGACAGUGGGAACAAACCAGCAAAUGGUGGUAUCACUUGAAUCAAGCUUGCUUUGUAGUCACAUUCUUUGUUUCAAGAAUUCUUUACAAUGGCGUAUUGAUGUAUUUUGUGUUUUGGUCACAAUUCCACAGAUCUGUUCUCUUCCCAGUAUUACAAGUUGACAGCACUGCACUCAUUUCAUCCUUUGUUUUCCCAAUUCUUUAUUAUGGAGUUCAAUGUUUGUGGUGGAUUGCCAUCUCUAAAAUUAUUAUUGGAAAGAUUACUGGAGCCAAGCAAAAGGAAGAAUAA
Naegleria gruberi is the source of this 1077-nucleotide messenger RNA. RefSeq lists its product as uncharacterized. Gene Ontology annotation, biological process: lipid homeostasis. The transcript has a single exon. Lineage: Eukaryota; Heterolobosea; Eutetramitea; Acrasida; Naegleriidae. The coding region runs from base 1 to 1077 and encodes 358 amino acids. Gene Ontology annotation, cellular component: membrane; endoplasmic reticulum. The record is from RefSeq and is a predicted model, not a curated record.